Plasmodium inui San Antonio 1 is the source of this 1140-nucleotide messenger RNA. RefSeq lists its product as hypothetical. The record is from RefSeq and is a predicted model, not a curated record. The coding region runs from base 1 to 1140 and encodes 379 amino acids. Lineage: Eukaryota; Apicomplexa; Aconoidasida; Haemosporida; Plasmodiidae. The transcript has 2 exons.
AUGUCAAAUGCUUGUGAAAACUGUGAAAAUGGAAUUUGGAAGGAAGCUUUGGACUGGUAUUACCAAAAGGAGGGUUCCUAUGGGUUUUUAAGUAAUUGUUUUUUGAAGGGAUCUCGGGAGAAGAAGAAUGAAAGAAUAUGUCAAGCUCUUUCUCCUAUAAAUAAUACUUUAAAUGACCUUUUACGUGAUAAGAAUGAAUUAACAAAACUAUCGAAAUUAUACUGUUUUAGAGAAAGUUCUGGAGAUAUUCUGGAACAAUUGAAACACCACGGAAAUCCACAAUAUAAACAUGCUUGUGAAUUUGUUAAUGAGUGUCUUGAUAUAUUUCGAGAAUUAAAGGAAAAACAUUGUCGAGGGAAAACCUUUAAAGUUAAAACCGGCUUAGAUAGAAACUCUUCAGAUUCUAGUUCCAAUACUGUAUGUUAUCAAUUAGAAGAAUUUUUGGACAAAUAUGAAACGGUUCUUUAUAAGGAUCUAGAAGGACGAGGAUAUAAGCACAAUAAAAUGUCAUCCCUAGAGCAGCACCCAGACGCAGCUCGAGUCCGAUGUAACCUAGGCGAAGACUUGUACUACACUCCAUUCUUUAACAUAUUCAAAUAUAACAGUCGUCGGCUUACCCCCUUUGGAAGUAUCGUUUUUCUAAUUUUUUCCAUGCUUUUGAUGAUCCUGAUGAUGCAUAUUCUGGUUAAGUUCACCCCUAUUGGAGAUAGGAUCCACCCUCGAAGGGCCCACGUCAGAAGAAAAUGGAGAGACAUACAAGCCGAAAUUUACUACCCGAAUAGUAUGGGCUACUAUGGUGAUGGUAGUACGUAUAGUGACAAUAGUAGGUUUGGUGAAAGUAGUACGUCUGAUGGAAGUAGUAUGUCUAAUGAAGGUAGUACGUUUUAUUAUAGUGCUCCUGAUGGAAGUAGCAUGUCUAAUGAAGGUAGUACCUUUUAUUAUAGUACGUCUGAUGGGAGUAUUAGUAGCUUCGGGGAGAGUAAUGAAUCCGAUGGGAAUACUAGGUUUGAUGAAACCAGCACGUUUGAUGGGAGUAGCAUGUCUGAUUCCAGAAGUAGGUUUUAUUAUAGUUCGGAUGAUGACGGCUCGACGUCCACAGAUGGCAGUUUUACUAUUACUUACCGAUCAGCCAGGCGUUAG